Molecule: messenger RNA, 627 nt
Organism: Cladophialophora psammophila CBS 110553
Lineage: Eukaryota; Fungi; Ascomycota; Eurotiomycetes; Chaetothyriales; Herpotrichiellaceae
Exons: 4
Coding region: 1-627 (208 amino acids)
Source: RefSeq, a predicted model, not a curated record
AUGGGCAGUGGCAGGACUCGCACACAAGACACCGGUGGCUAUGGUGCAAGUGACGAUACUUACGGCUCCGGAAUCCGGGACACCUCAGGAGGCUACGGAGGCAGUGGCCGUACUGGGGGCGGCCUAGGGACCGAUGACACCUAUGGAGAUUCGACGACUACCGGCGGCAGAAGCACUGGCCGUGACGCUGAAUAUGGUAUGGGCAGUGGCAGGACCGGAGCUCAAUCGUCCGGCGGCUACGGCGCAAGUGACGACACCUAUGGCUCCAGCACUGGCGGUCGCGGUGGCUAUGGGGACGAUAGCAUUGGUCGUCGCGGGGACGACUUCAGCUCUUCGGGGGGCACUUCAGGGGGACUCGGCACUGAUGAUACCUACGGUGAUUCGACCCGGACCGGAGGCAUUUCCACAGGCCGUGAUAACGAUUACGGAAUGGGAUCCGGCCGCACCCGAGAACAAGAGCAAGGCGGCUUUGGCACCGGGAGCAGCUACGACGAUGACACUUCGAGUGGCAAGAAAGAUUCUACCAUGGGCAAAAUGAUGGAGAAGGCGGGCAGUAUGUUCGGGAGCAGCAAGUUGGAGGAUAAAGGUGCAGAGAAGAGACGUGGUGCCGGCAACGAUGACUAUUAG